This is a messenger RNA of Penicillium soppii, 1197 nucleotides long. Its product is annotated as GTR/RAG family Ras-related GTP-binding protein. Gene Ontology annotation, molecular function: GTPase activity; GTP binding. Bases 1 to 1197 code for a protein of 398 amino acids. The transcript has 4 exons. NCBI's taxonomy places the organism in Eukaryota, Fungi, Ascomycota, Eurotiomycetes, Eurotiales, Aspergillaceae. Gene Ontology annotation, biological process: positive regulation of TOR signaling; cellular response to amino acid stimulus; cellular response to starvation. Gene Ontology annotation, cellular component: Gtr1-Gtr2 GTPase complex; fungal-type vacuole membrane; nucleus. The record is from RefSeq and is a predicted model, not a curated record.
AUGUCCGACUCACCGGCUGCCCGCGUGAGCCGGCCUCACGGCCCUUUUAUCGGACGUGACUUCGAUUUUUGGAAGCGACGGCGUCAACCUCCAUUUCGCAAAACCGAAGCCGAGCUAAGCCUUCUGGAAAAUUUACAGGGAAACAACCAAGUAGCUGCGCCGACUCAGGCCAAGUCGGCUUCUGUGCCAAACACCAAAGGCCCCGAUGUGAAACCUCGUCUUCUUCUAAUGGGACUCCGCCGGAGCGGGAAGUCAUCUAUUGCUAGCGUGGUGUUUCAUAAAAUGCCGCCGAAUGAAACAUUAUUUUUGGAAUCCACCACGCGGAUCCAGAAAGAUUCGAUCCAUUCGUUUAUGGACUUCCAAGUCUGGGAUUUCCCCGGUCAGCUCGAGUAUUUUGAGUCUGCGUUUGACCUCGAAGACAUCUUCGGUAGCCUAGGUGCCUUGGUCUGGGUUAUUGACGCACAGGAUGACUACCUGGACUCGGUGGCGCGGCUCAACCGUACUAUCCUGACUGUCCAGCAGUUCUACCCAGGUAUUAACAUCGAAGUCUUCAUCCACAAGGUGGAUGGGCUAUCCGAUGAGUACCGCACGGAUACUUUCCAGGACAUUGUCCAGCGCAUUUCAGACGAGCUCAGCGACGCUGGAUAUGAGAAUGCACCAGUGCACUACUACCUCACAUCCAUCUAUGAUUACUCCGUGUUCGAGGCAUUCAGCAAAGUGAUUCAGAAGCUGAUCCCCAAUCUGUCCACACUCGAGAAUCUUAUCAACACCCUAGCCAACAACUGUGGCUUCGAAAAGACCUACCUCUUCGAUGUUUUGAGCAAAAUAUAUAUCGCCUCUGAUACCCGCCCAGUAGAUAUGGCUUGCUACGAGAUGUGCUCAGACUAUAUCGAUGUAAUCGUGGAUAUAUCUGAGCUGUACUCGUGGGAUCAUCCUGCGCGCAAACGACUAGGCGACCAAAUCCAAGAAGCGGAAAGUCAUGUAGUGCUACAUGACCAAACUAUGAUCCACCUGAUGGAGAUGAACAAGUAUCUCUGCUUGGUCUCCGUGAUCCGCAACCCCGAAGCAAAAGACAAACGGGGGUUGAUUGACAUGAACUGUCGCACAUUCCAGGACGCUCUCAAUGAAGUGUUCUCCCGUAGCUGGGAAGAAGGGUCUGCACCCCAACAUGGGGCCGCUGUGACUGAAAACAAGUGA